CACAGAGAGACAUUAUAACAAAGAACUUCUCUCCUUCUCUCUCUGUGUGGCCUCCGAGAGAGAGUCUCUUUGUUCUUGGCUUCGUUCUUCCUCUACAUGAGUUGAGUUUCCUUUCGAGACGACCUUGUGUGCUGUUAUUCCAAUCGUAUUCUGAUUUUGUAUAAUGGGUGGACGUUCGAUUGAUGACCGGCAACUUCCCUUUUCUAAUGCUGCUCGCACUAUGGUCUUAGUUGGACGCACUGGUAAUGGAAAAAGUGCCACAGGCAACAGCAUUCUUGGCAAAAAACCUUUCAAUUCCAGGCGUAGCUCUAGUGGGGUCACGACCGCUGCUGAAUUGAAGACUACUAUCUUGGGAGAUGGACAACAAAUUAAUGUUAUAGACACUCCGGGUCUUUUUGAUAAUUCUGCCAAAUCAGACUUUAUUAGCAAAGAAAUUGCCCAAUGCAUUAAAUUAGCCGAGGAUGGGAUCCAUGCUGUUCUUGUGGUUCUCUCAACUAGAACUCGCUUUACAAAAGAAGAGCAGUCUGCAAUCUGUAGCUUGGAAAAUCUAUUUGGAAGUAAAAUCUUUGACUAUAUGAUUGUUGUCUUUACGGGAGGAGAUGAGUUGGAAGAAGAUGAGACUUUGGAAGAUUAUUUGGGCCGUGAUUGCCCGAAGCCUUUGAAGGAAAUCCUUAGUCUGUGUGGAAAUCGUUGUGUGCUUUUUGAUAACAAGACCAAGGAUGAAAGCAAGAGGGUCGAACAAGUGCAGGGGCUCCUCUCACUUGUAGACUCGGUUAUAGAACAGAAUGGUGGGCGGCCAUACACAGAUGAGAUAUUUGCUGAAGCGAAGAAAGGGGCUAUGAAACUUCGUGAUCAACAAGAAGAGGUUGCUUCGAAGGGGUAUUCAAAACAAGAAAUAGAUCGUUUUAAUGAGCAGAUGCAGCGUCAAUAUGAUCUGCAGCUUAAACAAAUUACUGAGAUGCUUGAGUUAAAGAUGAGAUUGAAUACCAUGACGCUUGAGCAAAAGUUAGAAGAUGAACAUGCUGCACGACUAAGAGCAGAAAAGAGUGCCCAAGAGGCUCAACAAAGGUCUGCGCAUGAGAUCCGAAAGCUUAGUGACGAUCUACAAGAAGAGAAGAAGAAAAAAGGCGGAAGCAGUGGAGGUGGAAGCAGCAAAGGCGGCUGUCUUAUUCUUUAAUGUAAUGAUUUAUAGGCUAUGUGGUAAGGAGAUCGGGAGUUUGCGGCCACUGGUUGCGACGUCUGGUUGGUAAUGGCUAUGGUAUCCUGUGUAAAUAUGAAAGAUGUUUGCUCACAAUUGGAAGUUUAAUAUCUAAACUCUUCAACUAUAUGGGAAUAAUGUUGUAAGAAUAUUCAUCUCUUAAAGAGGUUUAUAUAGAAUUACAGUGAUGUACAUAUAAAGAAAAGUAA
Molecule: messenger RNA, 1407 nt
Organism: Rosa chinensis
Lineage: Eukaryota; Viridiplantae; Streptophyta; Magnoliopsida; Rosales; Rosaceae
Product: immune-associated nucleotide-binding protein 9
Exons: 6
Coding region: 164-1177 (337 amino acids)
Molecular function (GO): GTP binding
Source: RefSeq, a predicted model, not a curated record